AGCCAGUUUCUGCAUAAGCGCAGCGAUUUGGCCAAUGACGGACGCAAGAAGCCGAUUCAAUCGCGCUGCUUCUUUUGCAGCCGCAGAAAAGGAAAAGGGUGCUUUGUUGACAUUGCAUAUCGUGCGACCCCUCAUAGCUCUCGAUGCGUCCAUUUUUCGCCCGGGUCUUCCCUGGUUCCAUUCUGCCGUUUACCUCGGUGUCGAAGCCAGGUCAUCGUGCAGAGCUUUUGCGGAGAUGAUGUCCUGUUCUUACUCUUGCCGGCCUUGUUUUUAGAGCAUUGUUUAUUCGUACUUGGCAUCUUGCUCUCUGCAGCUCCUUUCCCAGCAACGUACCCCCAUCGCAAAUCAGGGGAAGAGACACGUCGUCAUCUCUUCAUCGGCUAUUGUAGGGUGCGUCGAUCGCUCGUAAACAUGCCGUGCUAAGCGAGAGCGACACCAGCCAGCUCCGGUUUUCCAACAAGACGUCCAAUGCAGGCUCCCGCCCGGGGGAUGGCCUGGUCGGGGCCCCUGUCGCCGCCCGGGCCAGGCCCCGCAAUCCGGCUCCGUCCCAGGCCCGGUGCCCGUUACCGACGGCACGCAUCCAGACCAAUAUGGACGGCUUUCACCUUUGCAUCUCUUAGUCUGGCCGUACUCGCAAGCCCAGAGCGGACGCUGCCCUACGUCCCCACGACUAUCUUGUUACCCCCAGACGCCGGCAGCAACGGGAGCAAGUCGGUAGCCUACAUCUUCACCCCCCGCAACGACGACAGCCACGCAGUUGACUUCCUCGCCCUCAACAUGUCGUCCACCUUGGAUGCCUCCUCUCUCCAACCAGACACUCUAACACCAAACCUACCGUUUCUGUCUCCAUCCGCGGCCAACUGCACGACCUUUGCGCCCACGAUCCUACAUAAUGGCACCGUUGCGGUAGCAGCAGGCGACUGCUCUUCAUCAAACUCCCCGUCCUCCCUCUGGACGUACGCCCCAACCUCAGGGACAUGGUCCCGGCACGACAUAACCCCAACCUCGGGCUGGGACAACGCGCAGUCAGGACCGUACUCUCUAGGCGGCAUUCUGGCCUUCUCCGCCCAACUCAAGCCCGUCCUCUCCGAGCCAACCGUGUACCUCUACGGCGGGAUGUGUCCCUGGGCCAACACCAACACCAGCGACAACAGCGACACCUCCCCCCAGGCAUCAGCGGCCUACUCAAACCGGAUGCUCCGCCUUUCCCCCCCAACAACAGCAUCACCGUCCGCCGCGGAUGGCUACACACUUACCUACGCCCCGAAUACAGGAAGCGGAGGCCCGAUCCCCGCGGCAGGCUUCACCCUGACCGAGCUAACCCCGUCCCUAACCACCCGCCGCCCGGGGGCAGGGGGCUCAACCGACACCGGCGACGAUAACAACAACAACAGCAUUGAUGAUGGCAAUGCCAUUGUCACACAGCAAACAAGCCACCUCCUCCUCGGCGGCCACACAUCACAAGCCUUUGAGACGUGGUCGUUUGUGGCCAUCGCGGCCCCCUCAGGUACUACUACUACUACUACUACUACUACUACUACCACUACCGGUGGGGCGACCGAGUUGGCUGUACGGCAGGGGGCAGAACAGGAACAGGUGGUAGUGGACAGCAGGUCCGGCCACACGGCCGUGCUGAGCGAGGACGGGUCCGCGGUGGUUCCGCAGUUGGCGGUUGGGUUUGAAGGCUGGCGGUGGGAGGUUCCAACACAGGCUCAGGAUGGGGAUAAUGGGAACUGGAGGGGGAUUUAUGGUCAUGGGGCUGUCCUGCUGCCGGGGAAUGUCAUGAUGGUGUGGGGCGGGUAUGAGAUUGCGCCCGGGGCGGAGGGGAAUGGGAACGGGAAGAAGAGGCAGGUUGCUGGGGGUCAAGGGCAGAGGUAUGUCAAUCCGCUGGGCGCGGGGAGCAGUGGCGGUGGUGGGAGCGCGCCGCCUACCGACCGCGAUGAAGAUGAAGCCCACAGCUCGGACCGCAGCAGACAGAUCGGUCUAGGUGUUGGUCUGGGCGUCGGGUUAUUCGUCCUCCUUCUUCUCUCGGCAUUUGCCGUCCGCUUCUUCCUCCGACGACGCAAGCGCCGCGCCGCCCGCGACGAGGCCCUGCGUGGCUUGGCUCAGGGCGUCAACGGCUCGAUGCCCCGUGGCUUUGGCGGGGAUGACGAGAUGCUCGAGCGCGACUCGGAUGACAUCUUCCCCUGGACCGCGUCCUCGGCGCGCGAAUGGUACACUGGCGGACACGAUCCGUACACCCUAGGACGGCGCUCACUGGGGUAUGAGAGCCUCCGAGGCGGCAAAUCCAAAAACCUGCCGUCGCUUUACAUCCCGCCACCGCCAAUGUCGUCCAGUUCGGGGACUCGCCCGCGCGGCGCCAAGGGCCUCUACACACCCUCGACCGGCAUGGGGUCGAGCGGCGCGUACGACUUUACCCCUGCCAUGCGCACACCAACUCGCAUCGAGCCGAUCUACGAGGCCGACGAGGACGAGGACGGCGAGAAAGGCGCCAACUUCCCACUCAACCCCGAGAAAGACGAGGCUGAUGACGACGACCCGUUCCUGACGCCCGCUGCCGAGAGUCCCGUGGGCGGCCUGUUCCCUCCGCCAAGCACCAGCGGCGGCAGUCCGACCUCGCGGAGCUCCGCCAGCCGCAGCCCAGAGCGCCAACCUGUGACUACCCACGGUGGUCGGGGCCAGGAGCAGGACGCCGAUGUGCAAGGCUGGGUCUCCGACGUCGACGCGGCAGAUAGCAUCCUGGCCGCAAGAAUCGCCCAGCGCCGGUCUAGCAUCCACAGAACGCCACCUCGCCAGCAGCAGCAGGCAACAACACCAGCGGCAGGCACAAGCCGUGGCGCUCCCGGCUCACCCAGCCGUCGACUCUCAACCCGGUCCGGCAAGUCGGCCAGGUCGUCCAAGUCCAAGCACAGUGGCAUAGCAGCCGACGCCAUGUCCGACUCGGGCCGCACAGGUAGCAAUCUUUCAGAGCGCAGCACGUUCAGCUUCGCGCCAAGUGUCAGCCGGCUGCGCGCAGCAGCGGCUGGUAUAACCUCCAGCAGUAAAAACAAUAACACCGGCGACGCGGCCAGCACACACUCCAGCUCGGCACAUACCUUCAGCACGGCCAAGUCGCACCUGAACAACAACAACAACAACAAUAACAACCGCGAUUUCGCAGCGCUGCAGGCUGAAGGGCCGGGGUUGUUGAUGGGAAGCAGCAGCAUACCCUCUCCACAUACAGACGACCACCACUACUACUACAACACCAACAACGAAGCAACCGGGCUGUCCGAUGACGAUUACAUCCCAGUCCCCAGCAGCCCAAGCAAAGCCGACCGGCGCUCGUCAUCAUCUGCGUUACGCAGGAGCUGGUUCGGCAGUUUACGGCGCGUGUUCAGCGGCGGCACAGCCACGCCCGACAGCAGCAGCAAUACCACCACCAACACGGGACUUGGCAGCUCUCGCGGCGACAGUCCCACUUGGGGAUUAGGUUUCGGCGGGCUCUUACCCACCGGUACCGGGGCGGACUACGAGUCACACCACCAGCAUUUGGCUGGGGGGAGUCUUCAGCGGAGGAGGGCUCCCCAGGGAGAACAUGGGGGUGAUGGGGAGGGGGAGGAGUGGGACGUAGAACGCGCCGUCGAACAGAGGCUGGUGCAGGUCAUGUUCACGGUGCCGCGGGAAAAGCUGCGGGUGGUCAACGCCGAGGUGGAGAGGGAGGUUGAGCUUGAGGAGGAGCAGGUUGGUGUCGUGGUUGAUCCGGCCCGGGACUGGGACCAUGACCAUGACCGGGACGGGGUGCCUCCCGAGGAGGAGGGUGCGGGAGAGGUUGAGCUGCUAAGCCCCUCUCCGGGUCCGGGUCAGCAUCCCGAGUCCGCAGAUAAUACUAUCGCCAGAGAGCAGGACGGUGACCGUGACAGGCACCGUGCCUCAACAGCCACCCCGGAGUCGGAGGCAGAUCCGCACAUGCACCACCACCCACUCUCACUCUCACUCCCGCUCACAGCCGGCGGCGGCGGCGGCGGCGGGGGGAUCUCACCGACCCCAUCGCUGCGGGCCGUGUCCAUCACGACGACAACGUCAACAACGCUGCACACAGCCGAGGCGGUGCGGCUUGAGCGGCCCGGAGGACCCGGCCGCCGCACACGGGUACUGAAGAUGGUGGAGAGCUUCGAGUCACGCAGUGCCAGUGCCAGUGCGACGAGCAGGGACAGCAGUCCCGGCCGCGAGGGCAGUCCGGUGCGGUGCGUGGGGUCUUGAUUCUGUGUUGAGAGGGGCCGGAGAUCAUCUUGGCCGUUGAUCUCGACUCCCAAGGCGUUUCAGGUUACGUCAUGGGUGAUUGGCUGUGAUAGAUGGACGCUCUUGGUGUUUAUUUUUUUCGCAAGGGGAAUGAUGGGUUGGGAUACACGGACGGCUUGGCUGUCCUUGAUGGGCUUGCUGAUUGGGAUAGGGACAAGUUCUGGGCUGAUGUAUGACUUUGUCGUUGGGGAUUCCUGUUCAGAGGGAGGCGCAUGGUGUUUUGUUUCAUGUCGUGUAUGUGCAACUGUAGUACAGUAUACACGUAGCUAAAUGUUAACGGGGU
Molecule: messenger RNA, 4564 nt
Organism: Canariomyces notabilis
Lineage: Eukaryota; Fungi; Ascomycota; Sordariomycetes; Sordariales; Chaetomiaceae
Exons: 6
Coding region: 469-4242 (1257 amino acids)
Source: RefSeq, a predicted model, not a curated record